Molecule: messenger RNA, 6367 nt
Organism: Bemisia tabaci
Lineage: Eukaryota; Metazoa; Arthropoda; Insecta; Hemiptera; Aleyrodidae
Product: protein zyg-11 homolog B
Cellular component (GO): Cul2-RING ubiquitin ligase complex
Source: RefSeq, a predicted model, not a curated record
UUUUUAUUAUUGUUUUUGGUUAUAGUUUAUCGUCAAUGUAUUAUGUACAGCACAUUCAGUCGAAAAUUUAAAAUGAUAAGGCUCUUCAUCUCGAUGUUCCUUCAUGUUUCAACCAAAUCAGGAUUAAAGUAAACAUCAAUUAGUGCCGUGUCAAUUUUUCUCUUCCGUUCUUUAUGUUCUCCGCUCCUUUUCACUUGGAUAUGGUGCGAUGUCCAUGGUUUGAUAUCAUGUUUGUUUUUGGAGUAAAACAAUUCUUAUUCACUCUCAAUGUACCUCUUAAUCGUGUCCCUACGUGUAUCAUUUUAACAGGGCAUGACCACUAACUAAACCCAUUAGGUUUAAGAGGUUUUCCACAGUGCGGCAAUCUUGGGGUUUUCAUGAGAGCAUUGUAACCAUCAUGAAAUCUCGAUCACAAUUUUCAAUCUAAACCACCUCUGCUGGAAGUAGCCACACCAUUUUUGGAUUGACUGAAAAAUUUUUGUUAAAAUUUACCAUGAUCAACUCACCGAAGACUCUAAAACAUCUCUGUCUAGAUGUCGUCUCAAAGAAAUUUGCAGAAAUCUUCAUCAUGCAGAGCAAACCUUUACCUGUCAAAAGGAAAAGGAACAGUGAUAGAAAAUUAAAAGCAUCUUCUUCAUCCAGUGACUUUUACUUGCCUUGUGAAAUUGCUGAACAUCUCAUCACAUCUCUCUCACGUGACGGAAAAUUUUCUGAAGAAUACUUAAAUGUCUUCAAUGUAGAGCACGCUUGCCUAAGGAAAGUAAUUCUGCCAAAUUGUGAUGGAACGCAGAGCAAGCAUUUCAAAUUUCUUAUGAGUCACAAGAUAACAGAAUUAGAAAUUUGCGGAUCAAGUUUACAAUUUGAUGAAACAAUUCAAUGGCUUGGAGAAUGGAGUCGCGAAAACCUUCGGUACCUAAGUGUACCUCGCUCAGUUUUCUUACCUAGGAGCAUCUCAUCGGUAUCCUUCAAAUCAUUGAGGAAUUUGCGAUACUGUAAUGUCAGUCAGACUAAUUUCAAUACACUAAAUUUGGAAGCUCUGAUAAGAGACUGUGCUUUGUUGGAAGGAUUAGAUAUCUCUGAAACUGAAGUAAAAAAAAUCGGGUGUCUCGUUCAAGUGAAGGACUCUCUGAAGACCCUCAAGAUGUACAAACUUCCGAUCUGUGACAAAACAAUAGUUCAACUGUCAAAAUUACAAUUUCUGGAUAUUUCUACGGAAGAUGAAACUAUGUCUGAUCUGGGAUCAACAGAAUUCAAUGUAGAGUCACCUGUUAUGUUGCAAAAUAUUUUAACUCAUCCUAACGCGCUGAAAAAUAUUAUUUCUUUUGAUGUCUCAGGAAGACGAGCCAUCAGCAUAUCAGCCAUGCGCCAGUUCAUUCUGAGUCACUCAAAAUUGAGGUUCCUUGGUUUGUUCUUUGAUGACUCACUGUGUUCCGAACCUAUGCUCCGUGAUAAAAACCAUCCUGAUUUCAACCCAAAUUUGAAGGUUGCAGGCACUGCUUCACAAGAACAAAUACUGAUGGCUCUAGACAAGUACAGAAUGCGAGCCGAGUAUAUACAUUCCUGCAUUUAUAAUUUAAUCACUUUUGCAGUGAUGUACAACAUGAAGAGUGUCGAAGUUAGAACCGAAUUCGUAAGAGUAAUAAUAGAGAUCAUCAAGCAAAAUCCAGCCCAUGCUGUUGAAUCAAUAAGCGUCUAUUGUUUAUCAUUCUUGAUCAAACAUAGCACCUCAAUCAAUUUCCAUCCCAAUCUGCUCUUGGAAGUUGUCGAAUUGUGUCUAGACUUGUUAGAAAAGUACCCUAAUGACAUGACAGUCCACAAAUAUGUUCUUAUUAUUCUCCAGCAACAAUACCUGGAGGAAUUGGAAGGCAUUGAUAAAUGUAGGUAUUGUAAAUUAGCCUUGGAAUCAAUGUGCACUUUUAAAAAUGAGCUAAUAAUUAAAAUGGCUGUGAACAUUGCAGCUACUUUAGCUACGCGAAUGUCAAAUGAAGAAACAACAAAAAUAGGAACAAACAAGAAGUUUAUGAAGAAAUUUCUGACUAUUGUAAAAGAAAAAGUAGUAGCGGUCAAAGUAGAUAAUACUUUCACCACAACACUGACAACCCUCUGGAAUUUAACAGAUGAAUCGCCAAAAACAUGCAGUACUUUUAUCUCAAACAAAGGUCUAGAAUUAUUCGAGUUAGCACUUGAUGCUUUCUCUGGUGAUGGGCCUGUAGAAACUGACAUAAUUGGUAUUCUUAGUAACAUUGCAGAGGUUAAAAGUCUGAGGAAGAAUUUGUUGAAACCAAAAAUUGUUUCAAGAUUAAGAUCUUUUCUCAAGAAUGAAGAAAUAGACAUAAGCUUCUAUGCUGCAGACAUUCUUGUUCACUUGGCAAGUGAUGGGGAGCAAUGUUGGACUCUGGAGAAAAUUUCACGGGCCAAUAUUUUAAAGGAGAUUCACUUUGUAAUAACUAACAAGUGGAAGUCACCUGGUCGCGAGAUUGCUGCAUAUCGAUCUUUUACUCCGUAUAUUCAUUUGUUAAAAUGUUCAGAGCCUGCUGUGCAGUUGUUUGGCGCUUGGGCCAUUCAUCAUGUUUGUUUUGAAAAUCCCUGCAGGUAUGUGCAGUUUCUGAAGGAGAAAAAAUUGAGUGAUUGCUUGGAUCGCUUAUGUAAACAACAGAAUUUACAGGUCGAUGUGAAGAAGCUGGUUCUCAAGUUGGUUGAGUACAGAGAGAAUCCUUCCUUCAGGAGUGAUGACAACUGUGCAGGUUGAAAGUUCUCAGAUUUUUUUGAAAGUUGCUUUUACACAUUAUCCUGUACAAUAUGGUGAUAGUCUUCAAAUCUGUGAAGUCUAUAAAGCUUUCACGAAGCUUUCAGACAAAUAUAAACUGCUGACAAGGUGCUGAGCAUCAUCUAAACAUGCCAAAACAGGGUUCUUCUAUCAAACAUUGCUGGAAUAUGUUCCUAAGUCACAAAGACGAAAAAUGAUGACAGAAACAUGUUACGUAUAAUAAUCUAGAGAACUUGCCAAAGUUCAUUAAUUAAAUACUUAAGCCAGCCUAUCACACCCUCAUUAAACUUAUAAGGCGAAUCUAUGAAAUAAUGAAUUGAAGAUGAGUCCUGAAUCAAUUAUUGAAAAUUUUUACAUCAAAUUUAAAGCGGAAGAAAUCCAAUGGGAUUAUUGAGUUUGCCUUGAAAGCUAAAGCUAAUCUUGACUCAAUACUCAUCUUCGAUGUAUCAUUUGACCUUGUGGAGCUUAAAUUAACUGUCAGACUGUCGGUCAAAAGUUUUGUAAGUUUCGUUACUUUGAAUGAACAUCACUUUGAAAUAAUUUGGGAAAACUUUAACUGUAAAAAUAAUAGAUUGGAAAAAUUAAGUACCAGGAAAAACAUUGAGUAAUUUAUUGUGUUUACAGAAAGUUAAAUCAAUUUAAAAAUUUUAUAUUUUUGUUUUCUUUGCUUUUGCAUUUGUUUUUUUUCUUUUGUUGAUUUUAUAUAAUAAUUUAUCUAUUUAUUUAUUGAAGGAAGUAUUCCUUCUUUUAUUUAUGAGCCUCUUUAUAAAAAAGGUCAACUCAACCAGAAAAUAACUUGAAGUUAAGUCAUAAUUUCUUGGUGAACAUCCAAUCUAAAUAGGAAAAUAUUUCCCAUCAGCGUUUGAAAACGUGCAUCAAUUUUAACAACAUCAUAAUGUGAUCAAUAAUCCAGAAUUGAUUUAUCGUUUUUCAUAGUCUGACACUGAGAUGCAAUUAAAGUGUGUGAAUGCUCUUAGUUUAAAGAUUGUUUAAAAGAACAAGGGGCGUCCUUAAAGUAAUGGGACUGGUGCUAUAACUUAGAAACAAAUGCAGCUGAUGAGUUGCUCGUAGUUGCAUUCAAAAGAAUAGCAUUUUUCCUAUUGAUAGACCUCAAGUUGAGCUCUUUUGGUCGAAAAUUAUCAGUUUUAUGAUAAUUUGUAAUCGAAAUGAAAAUAACUAAGAUGUAUUUACUCCUCCAAAGACGAUCUCUCAGAAUUUUGCUUGGAAACUCUACGGGCUGAAUUUUUUAGUAAUGUAGGACAAAACUCUGCAACAGAUUCGUAUGCAAUAUUUUCCCAUUCAGCGGAAUUUUCACGGUGUUUUUUUUUUUCAAGCAGUGUAGGAGUGAUCACUGAGUUUUUACCCAAAUUUGUGUGCAAAUUCUAAAAAUGGCACCGACAAAAACUCGAAAUGAAAUGCAAAGCGUGCUCCAUGAGCAUUGUUUUUACUGUUUUGUUUUGUUUGUUUUGUCUGUGCAGUUUUUUUUUAUCAUUCCACUUGAAGGAUUCAGGAAGAUGGUGUUAGUUCAGUGGAAUGGGGGACUCAAAAAAGCAUUAAAUUUGACAGUCGAUAUCUCAAAAAAAGAUAGAGAUUUACCUGUGUUCGAGGACAGCAAGAACGAACGUUAAGUUCUUAAAAUAUUGAUGAAAAAAAUCAGUAGAAGGUCUCAUUUUUUCUGUUUAAAUCUAUCAAAAGUUUCCAAAUUGUUUACUAAACGAGUUCAACUUGACGUCAAUUAAUAGGAAUUGAGCUUUAGUAAAGCAAAAAUAAACAACCUGCUAUUUGCAUUCUUUUCCUUGUUCCUAAGUCAGUCCUGGUACUUGGGUACACCCCAUGUAUAGUGGGAUGCUGUCUGUUAUACGAGGAAGAACCCAAAAAAACCGGAAUUUUGCUGUAACUUGGCAACGGUAGAAAAUAUCAGGGUACUACCACUAAAGGGUGUAACUAGAAGCUAUGAAGAGUCACUAGGCCAAAUUUCAACGUCGUAGCUUAUUUUCUUUUAUUUUGGCGAGACUUUGUUUAAGGGGUUGUCUGGCGAGUUCGUCGUUUCUGAAGAUGUGUGAUUUUCACAGGCAAUACGCGGCUAACUCUGUCAAUUUUUGGAGUGAAUCUUGCAAGGAACAUGUUUCACUCAUGACAUAAGUGAAUAAAUGUUUUUCUUCGUUUUAGAGUGUGAUUUAUUGUUCGAACUUUGGCUGGACGCCCAGUGGCAGUCACCGGCUAGAACGCUGCAUGGGGGAUCAAUUCGGCAACAACGCGUUUUAGGCCCAAAUGUUUCACAGUAAUGUUUUGAAUGUUUCUGUAUUACAUUCAAGUGAUAUCGGUAGUUAAUUUAAUGAUCUGUAACCACCCUUGUUUACAAAAGUGCAAUUUUUCCCAUUAUUUGCAUUGGUUCUAUUCAAUGGCGAUGGCGGUUCAGAGCCAUACAGGGGUUUCGGGCGAUACAGCACCAUUUUAAAGGGAAAAACCGUACUUACACUGAAGUUUUUGACGAGGCCUGUCCUUUAGAAGCAGCCCUUUAAAAGGUUAACAGAGGAAGUCGUGUUUUUAUCGAGCAAGAGAGAAAAACUUGAGCUCUAAGUGUUGUUACUGAAAUCGACCCAUCUUUAAAAACGACGAACUCGCCAGACAACCCCUUAAACCAAGUCUUGCCAAGGGAAAAAAAAUGUGCUACGGCGUUGAAAUUUGGCCUAGUGACUUUUCAUGGCUUCUAGUUACACCUCCUAGCAGUGGAGCCGAAUAUUUUCCAUCGUUGCCAAGUUACAGCAAAAUUCCGGUUUUUUUUGGGUCCCUCCUCGUAACAUAACUCUCCAUCUAGCAGUGUAAACUGGACUACAUUUUGCAAUUAGGAACUAUAAAGUCCAGCCUGGUUUAAAAACAACGUAUGUGCCAUUAGUUUCCCUACGCACAAAAGUGUUUUUUAGAUGAGCCAGAAUUUAUAGUUCCAUAUUGCAAAAUGCAGUCCAACUUACUCUCAAAAUUGCUCUCAAAAUGAAUCAUCAUUGUAAUUAAUUUCUUAAGUAAGUUUUGCAAUCAAUGUCAUUAUUUUUAGUGCAGUCAGUAUCUUAAUUUGGAUUUUGGAUCCUCUAUUAUUACUAGGGUAUUUCUUAACCCUUUGAAGUUUAUUCAAGACUGCACAGAUAGGUCCUAGAACUGUAAAUGACCGUUUUUAAUGUGAUUAUUGCUGGUUUGCUUUUAUUUCUUUCUCUUUUUUAAGUGUGUUUCAAAUUGGGUUUAUGAUUUUCUCAACCUAUCAGUUCAUUGUAACUCAUACCAAAAAUGAAUUUUACUUUAUCAUAACUAAACAGGCAGCUGAAUUGCCUGUAGUUGUCACAGCGAGGAAAAGACAAGACCAGAAAUGAAUCAAAGUCCUCUUGAUUACAAAUACAUAAAUUGCAUCAAAUGUACUGUUGCAGUCGCAGGUCAUCGCACGUAUUCCAUUUCCUUUUAUGGAAGAAAAUCGGCUUUAUGAAGCUGGGCCACCAGUAGGUGUUACAGUUUUUUGUAGCUGGUAAAUAUUUGUAUAAUUCUUUGUUUUAUCAGUAUUUUUCACUUUUUUGUGUGCAAGAUAUUUCCAAUAAAAUUGCUUAAAGUCUUUAA